AGCCUCAGCAGGCAGCUCGUUUGUCAACGGCAGAGACGAAGCCGAGCGGCGGCAGGAGACGGAGCUCUCUUUCUUUCUGACUCUCUCUCUUUCUCUCCCCUCUCUCGCUCCAUUUCCCUCACCGACACGCUCUCAUCCUCUUUCUCGCUCCAACUCCACGGAAACAACCGCAACCACCUCCUUCGCCACCCCUCCUUAUUCUUAUUUUGGUUGUUUUUCUUUGGUUUUCUUUUUCUUCCUCUAUCUCUCAACCAGAGAUGUUACCCCAACCAGAGAUGUUACCUCCUUCUUAGAGAUGCUUGGAGCGCCUAACUCGCGACGACUUCUCUCCAGCUGUUUGUCAACAUUUCUGGACGUAUAUCAGACUGACAACGAUGUAGGAAAGAGAGAGAGAGCAGGCGAAGAUGCCGACUAUGUCUCUUGUUUUUUUGUUCUCUCUUAGUCUUCUUCGCCUUGAGAGGGGGUGAAGAAAUGAAUGCAAAGUUUGAGUGUUCGCUUUUUGCCUUCCGAUUCACCUGCCCACCUACACACGCCCAUUAGCCUCCCCAAAUGUCUCCAAACCCCCCCAUCCCGUCUACUCUGAAGAUCAUUACCAAGUAGAAUAAGUUAGAGGUUGUUUUCUGGCAUCGCUGGAGGAAUUAUAUGUGCGGCAGCUCAGUGGAUAUGGCUUAAAUGAUGUUGGCGUCACCGUUAGAUGGAGAAAAGUCCGUCACUUGAGUGUCGUUAGCCGCUCUCGAUUUUGGUUGAACGCUAAUCUAAAUGGGAAGAUACCCGAUGGACUAAUUCGGCAUUUGAGAAGGAGAACAUGCGGAUAAAACGGAGUGUCGCACGCAGUCCAUCUGCUUUGAAGCCAGGCAGCUGUGUGGGGCACCGGGUAUGGAUUCUGCUGGCAAUGACCCACAUGACCUUGGACUUCUCUGUCUGCAGCCCCCUCAGUCAAGGUUUGGCGCUCAAACUCAUGCCUAAGCCGGUGCCUCGCUCAAGACCUCGCCUGCAGCCCGUUUGGGACACGCCGAACACCAUCCACUGGAGAACGGUCAGCCCUCUGGCGCGCAAGCUUUUGACCCCUAUCCCUCCACCCCAAGACAAUAAAUUAAGGAUAGGGCCAAAGGUCGCAGCGCAAAAGUCUCGGAAGACCCUGCACAAACGACCGGCACCAUGUAAGGAAUGCAGGUUGCCGUACUCUGAAAUGGAGAUGGGUGAGCCAGUCAUAGCGGAAUCUCCAGCGGCUUUUUCCAGAGCAAACAGGGGAGACGCAGCAAGGUUGCUACUCAGAGCCAGAAGGCAGCUCAAAUGGGAGAGCUUCGACAAGUCUCAGGAGGGCCGGACUACUACGGUGGCCGGAUUUAUUGACUGGGGACCUACAGGCACAGAUAGUACAGAUGAGGACGGUAAACAUCAGCCCAAAGUUAACCUGCCCACCCGGGCCUUAACUACCACAGUGGCAACAACCACUAGCAGUACUACUAGGCUCUCCCAAAGGACGUUUAUUAUGGUGACUACACCGGAACCCAAGAGGCUCAGCACCACAAAGGCUGCAAACAGCUUUGGGGAGACUGUCAAGCCACCAAAGCCAUAUGGAGAUACAUCAGGUUUGGCAGUUCAUCAGAUAAUCACUAUCACUGUGUCUCUCAUUAUGGUUAUCGCAGCCUUGAUCACAACACUUGUCCUUAAAAACUGCUGUGCACAGUCAGGAAAUGGCCGCCACAGUAGCCAUCAGCGCAAGAUCCACCAGCAGGAAGAAAGCUGCCAAAACCUGACAGAUUUCACCCCGGCCAGGGUUCCCAGCAAGGUGGAUAUCUUCACUGCCUACAAUGACAACCUGCAGUGCUCUCAUGAGUGUGUUCGGACUGCCGUCCCCAUCUACACUGACGAGAUGAUCCAGCAGACGCCCGUCUACAAGACAUCUUACAAUGGAAACAGGCCCUCGCCCUCCGAAAGACAACUGAUUCCUGUCGCCUUUGUGUCAGAGAAAUGGUUUGAGAUCUCUUGUUGACAAGCUGAAGGCCUUGUUCACUUCCCUUUGGAGGAAGAGAGUUCCCGAAUCCAUGCUUUGGAUCCAAAUGGACACAAGCGGCUUCUUUUGUAAAGUAGUGUGAUCUCUCUUUGGACAUUGGUGAAGAUAUUUAUUUUUCUAGAGAUGACAAACAGAGCAGUCACAGUGCACACCCUCUCCAUAUUUCACCAUGAAGAUGUAGACCAGAUAGCGCAUUGAGACGGACAUUCACGGGACGUGUGGAUCAUCAUCACCAGUAUCUCUAAUCAUCGAUACGCGUUUGACAUUUGACAACGGCACCCAAAGGGGCUUCUGUAGGUGGAAGAUGAACUCAAUUUUUGAACAAUGUGCCAAUAAUGCCACUAUGUGCCACAACCUGGAUAGAAGAAAGUUGUAACGACAAGAGAUGGACAAAACAAAGAGAGCUAUAUUAACCUUGUAUCGACAUUGUUUGUUUUGUUUUUUUGUUGUUGUUGUUUUUUUUUUUGUUUUGUUUUUAAGAACUGUGAAAAUGAUACAAUUGUAUUUGGAUAGUUUUAAGAGAUAUUUUGAAAAAUGGUCGUUUAUUUAUGUAAAACUCUAAUAGACUGGGGGGAAAAAAAUGGAAGGAAAAAUCUAAUAUAAAUUCCCAUUUUAAAAACAGAACAGUGCUAUUUUUUAUACAGAACACCCUGCCACACCCCUGACAACGGAGAUCCAAAGCCCCUUGGAUUUGCCACUCUUAUGAGACUCUCAUUGGAGAUUUUCUUUCCUGAUUUGAAUGACUGGAAAUUCUCAUAGGGUCUUUUUUUUUAUUUUAAACAGCAUGCUGCAACAUAUCUCACAGUAUCCCAUGUAUGUACGGAUUCAGUAGGGGGCAACUACUGUACACAACAAACUGCUUACAACUGGACAGGACAUUUAACUGGCUCAGGUCUGUCCAACUCGCUCGAACAAUUUGUUAUAUUACACUCAAUAGCUGUUUUGGGAUCAAUACUACAUUUGUUCAUCAUUCAGCAAUCGAUCAACGACCCUCACAAGCAAAUACGUAUUUUUAUGUAUCGGUAUGUGGUUAUUCACAUGAAUAAGAAGAAGAAUUGCAAGAGGAAACCCUUUUGGGUGACACUUGCCCGAGUUUAUUCAAUCGAUGAGAACGUAGUUUCAUAACCUGUGAACGGAGUUAAUAUUCAUAAAAUCUGGAGAAAAGAAAAUCAUUUUGCUUUGACUAAAACGUGACGUCACACAAUAUUAUGAACACAAAUAAAAUAAUCAGCGGUGCGUGAAGACACAUUCAUAUAAAAAAAGGGGUUCUCAGGAUCAAGGUAAUCUGCAAAGAACCAAAAGUUUCACCCAACAAGUUAGUCUCGCCCACCCAACAUUUCUGGGGAUUAAGCUGAGAGUGUUUUAAACUUUUUAUCCAAGUUCAUAGGCAGGAAAUGUAGGAGGGUGUGCUUCCAUACUUAACAUUUUCUGGUCCAUGACAGUUGAUGGCUUUGAAGACCUGUUUUGUUUUCUUUUCGCAUUAAAUAAAAAAUAAAAAAUCUUAAGUUAAUCAAAACAUGUCCCAAAAAAAAAAACCCCAACAACAAAAAACCCACAUUAUAUUGCUCACUUAUCUGAUUGGUCCGUGACGAGCAUAAUAAUGCAAACAAUAAUAAGGUUUUAUUUUCCUAGAAAGUGUACUGAAAGGGGGCCUGGUGGCCCACUGGUUAACGCAUCCGUCUCACAGUGCAGAGUUGCAGGGUUCGAUUCUAGGCCCGGCCUUCCUGUGUGGAAUUUGCAUGUCUCUCCAUGCCUGCCUGGGUUUUCUCCGGGUACUCCAGGUUCCUCCCACAUUCCAAAAACAUGCGUGGCAGGUUAAUGGAGCACUCUAAAUUGUCCCUAGGUGUGAUUGUGAUGUUCGUCUGUGAGUGCCCUGCGAUUGGCUGUCAACCAGUUCAGGGUGACCCCGCCUCCAGCACGGCCCGCGACACAUGUGAGGAUAAGUGGAUCAGAAAAUGGAUGGAUGGAAGCGGUAAUGAAAACACCAACAUAACCACGCCGGGUUUGUUUAGCAAGCGGCAGUUGAUCUGGUCCACGCCCGAGUUCUUACUUGACCAAACAAAUCACACCAAGGGGGAAAUACAAACACGCGAUAGAUCAAAACGGACCAAAAGGUGCUCGUGUGAAAGCACCCUUAGGUUCUCUUGAGAUGCGCCGAGCUCCAAUCAUUGAACGGCGAAACACAAAGCUUCGAGCGGAUGGAUUAUGUUUGUGCUUUUCAGGAAGAUACUUUUGUACGUGCUAUUGGUUUGUAAAAAGCACAAAUCCAUUUCUUCAAAUCUCCAUGUUUUUUUAUUUUUUGGGGUUGUAGAUAGCACUUGACAGAUGUGGACUGAACUUCAUUGGUCACCGUAUGUCACCAAAGUGAUUUUGGGUUUACAGUCAUUUCCUUUACCAUGCAUCACAUUCCCCCCUCGAUGAGAUCAUCAUCCUGCGUACAUUUUAUGAAGGAGGUCCCCAGAUGGCUUGGGAUGCAAACACUGUGGCACAAAACAGCUUUUUUUUCUUUUUUUUUUUUGCCCUUUUCCCACAUGAAAACCACUUUCAUGAAUGACAUACACCAGUUCAGGCUCACUUGUGUCAGGCUGCCUCGUUGCUUCUUUGACAUAACCUAUAUAUUUUUGGAAUGAAGAGUGUUCACCUUAAUCAACAGAGGGUUAUGAAGAAAAAAAAAAACAAUGUAUAUUAUACACGUGUAAAUGUAUUUUCUAUAUAUUUGCUUCUAUUUGUGUACAGGUGUGUGACAUUUUUUUUUCUUUUUUCAACAACUCGCCCGUUUUCCGGGAACGGUUUAAGCUAGGUCUGAGAUAGUGUCUUUGUUUACAUGUGUAAUGACGGUAAUUUCUUUUCAAACACAAAACUAACCUUGUGCCAAGCUUCUUACCUGCACUUUCAAGCAGUACGUGUAUUAUAUCUUUAGACAACCAGUAUAAUAUUUCUGUAGACGCUGCAAAAGACGCUUCAGGGGGGGGGAAGCAGCGAUCUCUUUGGUUGUUCUGUGCUCACGGUCGGCUGGGAAUCCAAUGACUUGCUGUCAUCCACGUGUUUAUGAUGAUAGACCGUGUUUCGUCACGUGAACAAUAAACGGGAUUCAUCUUACAGUAGCUGCCAAGAAGCCGCCCGAUUGCAUUCGAACGAGAUGGUGUUCCGUUCAUUUGUCACACUUGUUAUGUUGUUUCAUAUUUUGCCACAUCGUGUAUGAUUUGUCACACUCAUUUACGACAACUAUGGCGACAGGGAAUCGGGUAAGACAUCUAAAAGGGAAAAAAAAAUGAUGAUUGGAUUGAUGUGUGUACGACAUUAAUCCACAUGCCAAGAUUUGAGGUGUCCCUGAUGCGAUCGGGAAAACUUUUUUUAAAGGAUACUCUUUAUUUUAUUCCAACUCGGGCCUUCUCCUAAACUCUGCGCGUGUCUCUCGAGAUGCAAGUCAUGGUGAUACGGUGGUUGGUCCGCGCGUUACAUAAUUGAUAAAAUAACUAAAAUAGUUCAAUAUUGGAUGGCCUGUCAAAAAGCUUCUGCGGAGACGGUCGCAGUUCCUUUGAUGAAACUCACUCCCAUCAACUUUUGAUCUCCCGAUGAGUCUUCUCGUGCCACCGCGAGCCUUUUGGUUUGUCAUGGAAGGCCCCUAGUUUUUUGCAUGGAUUGCUUGCUUACUUUUUUUCGCGGAAUUUAUUUGUUCCCCGUCCCUCUUAAUGUGGUGAAAAUGUAAAAUACCACCCGCUCAACAUUAGCAUGUUCAUCAUCUCGAGAGAACGUUAAAGCUUUAUUAUUUGUUUAUUUUUAAAAAAGCGUGUUACCUCCCUGAAAUCAGCAAUUUUUCAAAUUUCACAUUUGCAUGGCAGUGGUUUGUACCAAAUUUGUUUGCAUUGCAUGGAGUCAUCCGGUCAAUCCAUCGGCAAGUGUUAACUGGAGCAUGUUCGAUGUUUAUGAGCAAUCAAACGUUUUCCCCUAAACGUAUCAACAACUUAACUCAAGUCAUGGCAACUGUCACAUGAGAAUCUUAAAUGACAUUGAAGAUACAUCCGGUACCUGUUUGCACGCUUAUGAUGCUGAACUCCUGCUGCGGAAAACAAAGCCCAUUAAAUGAUGAUUAGGUUCCCGGUGGAGACACAAAUGACUUGUUGACAAUUCCUUAUGGUGGAUGGUGACUAAUUCUAAGAUUACUGUUGAUUGUUACACUGGGAAAUGAUAAAUCACAAACAUAAGUUGCGCUUAUCGCAAAUCACGUCCAAAACUCAUGAGGUAAAAAUUUAUACUUAAACAUAUCAAAGCCACACGGACAAAUGUUGACCACUGUGACCGUUUUGGCGCCCUUAAAGACUGUGACCAUAUUUCGAUUGUUUCUGAAUGACUUUCAAUGUAUCUGGCAACUCGAAAGGCUCAGAUUUUUGCUCGACAUUGAGUUGAUCAAAUUUGAUCAAAUUUUAUGUUUGAAACUUGAACAAGAAGGGAUUUUUAUUACAAUCCAAAUUUCUGUGACUCGAUACAGGGUGUGAUGUUCAGAAAUGAUUCCAGAAUUACAGUUAGCUUGGGAAACGAAAAAAAAAAAAUCUCUUUUACCUCUCAUAUGUAAGAGAAUGACUCGUGCUUUGAUGCCUUUUCAUUUGUAUCUACUGUAGAUGUUGCCUAUUACAAAAGUAUUACAGUAAUGUAGUGUUCACAAAAAAAAAACAAAAAAAAUAGUGCAGACAUGCCAGUAGCUAAAAAGUCUUAACGAGGCACCAAAGACUUGACAUGCUUUUUUCAGACAACAAAUAUUUUCACACUAUCGUCCCCCCUCCGCCCACCGAUUAAAGCCUGUGCUCCACUCUGCGCAAACAAACAAUCAGUCAUCAUGAAUUCCAGUUUAGCUGGAGACGCGGCACGGCCAUAUGACGCCAAGUGUAACGUAUUGACGUGCCAGUUGUGUUAAUUAGAUGUUAGCAAGUAUUAAUACCUUCAACAAAAAUUUUUAACACGGCACUUUGGUUUUUGCUCUGCAUUUUUCAUGAGCUGAAUUGAUAGAUCUGAGACUUUCUCCGAAUUAAAAAAAAAAAGACCUACUUCUCUUCAACAUUUUCCGCAUAUCUAUCGAAAUCCGUGACAGUGAGUGCUUCUCCUUCCCCGAAAUAAUUGCACGUUCUUCCACUCCCUCCUCGACGGCUGCGCGGAGUUGCUGCUUAUCGGCAGGAACUAGAAACACACUGUUGUCAGAAUCAGAAUCAUCUUUAUUGGCCAAGUAUGUAGAACACACAAGGAAUUUGUCUCCCGUAUAACACACUGCACUAGUGUCAUCGUAAACAAAUAAACAACAAAUAUUGUACACGCCAAAUAUCCGUGGAUGAGGAAGUUGGCCAUGCAAAGACGAGGAUGCAAUCGUGCAGGAACAUGUUGCAACAUGAGGCGACGCGGUCAGACAUGAACGACUCAAAAAAAAAAAAAAAAAGGAGCCUCAGGGUCACGUCCUCGGUGAUACCUCAGUGAAGGCCGCCCAUAAAACGCAAUUGUGUUAGUACACCGUAAUAGAGGACUGCACAUACCGUGACCCCAUCCCCCACCACCUCCAUCGCCAAUGUAGGCCACUCGAUCCACUACGGCAAUACACACGGUCUGUCAUCUGCCUUUUCCCCGUGAAAACAGAAAUUCAAGUGCGAUGAGAACACCUCUUUCUAAAGUCCGAACGACAAUGAAUGUGAACAUUUGCCCACUCAAUACGCAGAUUAGUUCCUCCAGGGACGCUCUCUGACAGUUGGUGCAGAAACGUGGUCUCUGAUGAUCUUAGAAGAGACGAUUGUGGAUGUGUAGAUCCUGGGCUACUGUGUUCUGCUGUUAUGAGGCUGGUUGGAAGCCCCGCCGAGUUCUCUGAGACGCCUUUGGAGACAGCUUAUGAUGAUGAAAUGAUAUACGGUGUUGAAAGUCUGAUGCACGUGCCUGUAGUCGGCAUGCAUUUUGCAUUCUCCCGCAAACUUGAGACAUCCGUAGCAUUUUUGCUGUGAGUAAAACCGUACAUUUUAGAAAUUGGCUUUUUAUUGAGGCCAGCCUAAGGCACACCUGUGCAAACAUCAUGAAGCUUGAUUUCCCACCACUGCGAGGUUGAUUGAUUACUUCGGCAAAGGAGAAGUGCGAUUCAGACAGACGUGGAAACAAUAUUUGAGAGAAACGGGCCUUUCGUGUCCAAGGGCGUAGUUUGCGUUCACAAGGGCAAAUAAUAAUUAGCAUUGUUGUGUCCUCACUUGCAAGCAUAGAGACGGAAGGACACAUGACGCAACAACGAAACGGUUCAAAUUUGACGACUAAAAUGUUCAAAUCACGGGCGAAAAAGGAGAAAUUCAUAUCUUGGUUUUUACAAAACAAAAAGAGCAUUUUUUUUUCUCCAUUUCACCGCCGUCAUGCUUUGUUUUGCUCCGUUAUCGUUUCUCCGCACAAAAUCUAAGGUCAGCUCUUAUCAAUGCUAUCAAUCGAUACUCUACAAUCUCAAAACGUCAAAGUACCAUGCUUCUUAAAGGCUUCACUUUUGACCUGUGAAUUUCCCUGCUUCCCUGCAGCCAGAAUGUGAAGCGUCACAUCUCACGGAGAAAUCACCCAACCGCUCGUGGCCCUUUGUGUCGCAAGCAAUUGUCGCUGUCACAGACACUGGCUUUGUCAUGCAUCAAAUUAGCCCAAGUUGCACCAGUGGUGUGAACGCGAGAUAUCGCUUUGACCAAAUCGGUCUCGCAAUUUCAGGUGAAAAAAGUUGUGAUGAUCCGGCAAUUUGAUGGGAUGGCAUCGGUAAACGCGAGUCUGUGACACAAAUAUGACUUGGAAGGAGUUGAUCGCAAACACUCAAUGUCUUCUCAACUCAGUUGUUCGCAGGCGUCCUACACAUGAAAAAAUACACUCCUCUUUUUUCCUACUCACACCCCCCCCCCCAAAAAAAACCUUGUGGUGCUGCUAGUAUGAUUAUUUUUUCAUGUCGCAAAAUUUCCAGGAAGUGCGAUACACCAUACCAUGAUUUAAUUAGCGGUUCCACCGCAGGUACGCAGGUGGGGCAGCAGGACAGAACGCAAAAGUCGAUUACAUCAACAAAAAAAAACAAAACAAAACAAUUAUGAGGUGUUAUAUUUUCUUCCCACUGUGUAGCAUCCCAAAGUAGCACAGAAAAUUAGAGAGCUGCUUCAAAAAUCAGGCCUCUGUUGAUUGGGCAAGCCAACCCUGGGUUGGGUUUCUGCAGAAAUAAAAAAAAUAAAAAAAACGUGAGACAAAAUAAACAUUAGUUUUGUCUAAUUGCCUUGCAGCCUCUGAUUGUGCCACAUUGUUCACAGAGAUUCUGCUUUAAAAUACACAACGUGAUUAAUAGGAACCAAGAAUAGACGGAAGGGCACAUGGAUACCAUCUGCGAAUCCGGCUAUUCUCUGUCAAUCAAUCCAAUUAUCUGCUCGGUUUCAAAAAUGCUGGGAUCAAAUCAGGAAUACAUUGACCGAUGUUCAUAUUCCCAGAAGGAUCCCGACAACAGAUCGGAAGAGGGGUGCGAAAUAAACAUGACAUAUUUUCGAGAGCGACGUCGAAUAGGCUGAUUUGAACUGGUUGAGAAAGAAGGUGACACGCUGUUCUAAAAGUACAAUCACAAUUCAUCGCUCUCAUGAGAAACUUGACUCCAGUUGUGUUGUUGCCAUUAAAAAUGAAAGGUUUGUACUUUGUAUCUAACAGUUUUUUGAUAUUUGUGUUGAAUAUAUACAUGAGUACCUCUGUGAACUUUUGUACAAGACCUCUCUGACUUUAUGAUCUGUAUUUACAAACACUUACAAACAACGCAACUCACAAAGAAGUUUGUCGUUGCGAAGGCUAAAUGUACACUUUGAUUUGUUCCGGGGAGGGAGGUGGGGGGGCGGUGUUUGUCUUGACAAACCGCACCUCUUCGUUUUGUAGGCAUCGGUACACAUCACCAAUUUCCAAGUGACUUUGAUUUGGUUACUCUUGUACGACAAAGCUCUGUAUUUGCAAGCACUGUAAAUGCGAUUCUCAUUGGACUCUUCCUUCUGUACAUUUAGUACUCUGAUGUUGCUCUUAAUAAAAUGUAAAACAACACGAGCCUGUUCUAUAAUCACUUUGUUGAGAUGAAUCCCAGUGAGAAGUGUUCAGGAUAAACUGCACAAAAUAAAAUAAUUCAAUAUGAA
Messenger RNA from Hippocampus zosterae (dwarf seahorse), 10149 nucleotides. RefSeq names its product adherens junctions associated protein 1 (gene ajap1). NCBI's taxonomy places the organism in Eukaryota, Metazoa, Chordata, Actinopteri, Syngnathiformes, Syngnathidae. The record is from RefSeq and is a predicted model, not a curated record. Bases 806 to 1996 code for a protein of 396 amino acids. Gene Ontology annotation, molecular function: beta-catenin binding. The transcript has 6 exons. Gene Ontology annotation, cellular component: adherens junction; cell-cell contact zone; cytoplasmic side of plasma membrane.